UUGUACUCAGUAAACGCCGGAAGAGCAGGAGGAUUUGGAUCUGUUUUACCGAGUAAACCGAGUUAAAUACCGGGUUAAAGAGAGUUAAAAUGUAAGUUGAAUAUAAUAUUAGAGGAAAGUGUAGAGGAAGUGAAUGAUGGCGCGCUGCAGAUCAGUAAUGGAAACUCUGAUCUUUCUCCUAUUUACUCUUCAGCUUUCAUCAGCAGUGAAACACUCUCUGCAGUACGUCUACACUGCAGUUACACCAGGAAUACAUUUCCCAGAGUUCACUGUUGUUGGUCAGGUGGAUGGACAGCAGAUUGAAUAUUACGACAGUAACAUCAGGAAAAUGAUCACAAAGACAGAGUGGAUCCAAAACAAUGAGGGAGAAGAUUACUGGAACAGACAGACACAGAUUAUGCAGAUGCAUCAGGAGAGCUUCAAAGUCAACGUGGCAAUUCUAAUGCAGCGCUUCAAUCAGACUACAGGAGUUCACACAGUACAGAAGAUGUACGGCUGUGAGGUUGAUGAUGACGGCACUGUUAGAGGAUAUGAGCAGUACGGUUAUGAUGGAGAAGAUUUUAUCAGUUUUGAUCUGAACACUCUGAGUUGGGUCGCUACCACAUGUGAGUCUGUGACCACCAAGAACAAGUGGGAUCCAAAUACUGGCUUUAAUAAGAAUGAGGAGAAUUACCUGAAGAACAUCUGUCCUGAGUGGCUACAGAAAUACCUGACUUACGGCAAACACACUCUGGAGAGGAAAGAUCGUCCUGCAGCAUCUGUGUUCCAGAAACACUCGUCUUCUCCAGAGGUGGUGUGUCAUGCUACAGGUUUCUUCCUAAAGCAGUGAUGAUCUUCUGGAAGAAGGACGGAGAGGACG
Silurus meridionalis is the source of this 859-nucleotide messenger RNA. Its product is annotated as class I histocompatibility antigen, F10 alpha chain-like. Gene Ontology annotation, biological process: immune response. Lineage: Eukaryota; Metazoa; Chordata; Actinopteri; Siluriformes; Siluridae. The transcript is spliced from 4 exons. The record is from RefSeq and is a predicted model, not a curated record. Gene Ontology annotation, cellular component: external side of plasma membrane. The coding region runs from base 134 to 829 and encodes 231 amino acids.